UUUGGGCCCAAUCUCUCUAACACUUUGCGUACAGACUCCACUGAAGUAGAGGGGAUCUGCAUGGGCAGGUAUACCGAUGUCACUGCUGUCACGGCUGUCAAGGAGAGCUCGUACCAGCCUGCCAGGCUGCAGGAGAUGGGGGCUGCAGUGAGCCAAGUGGAAGAAGCCAGCUCCUCUGCUGUGCCUGGCUCUACGUCCUGCUUCAUCGCCUGACAUUUUGUUCUGUCAGAAACAGAGCUGGACCCCAACUUCAAUCGUCCCUGCUACAGGGCAGUGCUGAUAAGGACACAGUGGUUAAGCGAGACUAAGAUGCAGCUGAUGGCCACAGAAGCAAGAACAGAUAAGAAUGACCUUUCUUCCCCUGUACCGUCUCUCUUAUGGGUCAGUAUCUGGGUCACCCAGAGACAGGGAUGCUCCUUAUUGCAAAGGGACUAG
This is a messenger RNA of Cariama cristata (Red-legged seriema), 435 nucleotides long. RefSeq names its product polymerase (RNA) II (DNA directed) polypeptide G (gene POLR2G). The record is from RefSeq and is a predicted model, not a curated record. The annotation marks the transcript as partial. The transcript has 2 exons. NCBI's taxonomy places the organism in Eukaryota, Metazoa, Chordata, Aves, Cariamiformes, Cariamidae.